GGCCGACUCCGGGUCCUUCGCGGGGCCUGAUGGCCGAGCACUGUCUUUGGUGCCCUGGGAAGUUCCUAUGAGCGGACCUCGUCUCUCCCAGGUUUCUCAGAGUCUUUGUCCUCGGAACUUCUGACAGUUCUAGCGAGUAUAACCGGCUUCUCAGAUGUGUGGAACUGUCCCUGGAUGUGUAGCUCUUUGCCACCAUCUCUACCUUUUUCCUUCUGAGAGAUCCUGAAACGUUUGUCAUGGAAAAGUAUCACGUGUUGGAGAUGAUUGGAGAAGGCUCCUUCGGGAGAGUGUACAAGGGUCGGAAAAAAUACAGUGCUCAGGUGGUGGCGCUGAAGUUCAUCCCUAAACUGGGGCGCUCAGAGAAGGAGCUGAGGAAUCUGCAGCGAGAGAUUGAAAUCAUGCAGGGUCUUCGUCAUCCUAACAUUGUGCAUAUGCUUGACAGCUUUGAAACUGAUAAAGAGGUGGUGGUAGUGACAGACUAUGCUGAAGGAGAGCUUUUUCAGAUCCUGGAAGAUGAUGGGAAACUUCCAGAAGACCAGGUUCAGGCCAUUGCUGCCCAGUUAGUGUCAGCCCUGUACUACUUGCAUUCCCAUCGCAUCCUACACCGAGACAUGAAGCCUCAGAACAUACUCCUUGCCAAGGGUGGUGGCAUCAAGCUCUGUGACUUUGGAUUUGCCCGGGCUAUGAGCACCAAUACAAUGGUGCUGACGUCUAUCAAAGGUACACCACUCUAUAUGUCUCCAGAGCUAGUGGAAGAGCGACCAUAUGACCACACAGCGGACCUCUGGUCUGUGGGCUGCAUUCUGUAUGAGCUGGCUGUGGGAACUCCUCCCUUCUAUACCACAAGCAUCUUUCAGCUAGUCAAUCUCAUUCUGAAGGACCCUGUGCGCUGGCCCUCUACCAUCAGUCCUUGCUUCAAGAACUUCCUGCAGGGGCUGCUCACUAAGGACCCCCGGCAGCGUCUGUCCUGGCCAGACCUCUUGCAUCACCCCUUUAUUGCUGGUUGUGUCACCAUAAUAACAGAACCAGCAGGCUCAGAUUUGGGCACCCCAUUCACCAAUCGCCUACCCCCAGAACUUCAGGUCCUAAAGGAUGAACAGGCCCAUCGGCUAGCCCCCAAGGGCAAUCAGUCUCGCCUCUUGCAUCAGGCUUAUAAACGCAUGGCUGAGGAGGCCAAGCAAAAGAAACAGCAGAACACAGGACCUGCCCUUGAGCAAGAAGACAAGACCAACAAGAUGGCCCCUAGCACAGCCCCUAAGCUGGAGCUAAGGACCACUCCUGAAAAAUCAAGCCUCUUGGCUGGCAUCGUGGCCUCAGAAAUGAAGAGCAGUUGUGCUGAGAGGCGGUCUGUAGAGGCACCCCCUGCACCUCGGGAAAACUGUAUCACCCCAGAUUGUGAGCAAGCAUUCCCAGAGCUGGGGCCAGAGGUGGUGAGCCCACAGAGCACAGAUACAGGGGACCUAGAAGACGAGGAACCAGACAGUGACAGUGAAUGGCAGCACCUACUAGAGACCACCGAGCCUGUUCCUAUUCAUCUGAAGGCUCCGCUCACCCUGCUGUGCAACCCUGACUUCUGCCAGUGCAUCCAGAGUCAGCUUCGUGAGACCGGAGGGCAGCUCCUAAAAGGCAUCCUGGAGGGCGCUACCCACAUCCUCCCUGCACUCCGGGUCUUGAGCAGUCUUCUGUCCAGCUGCAGCGACUCUGUUCCCUUGUAUUCUUUCUGCCAGGAGGCAGGGCUGCCUGGGCUGCUGCUCAGCCUACUCAGGCACAGCCAGGAGAGCAACACUUUCCAGCAGCAACCUUGGUGUGGGACCUUUCUGAGGGACCUGGUGGCUGUAAUUCAGGCCUACUUUGCCUGCACCUUCAAUCUGGAGAAGAACCAGACAGGUGACAGCCUACACGUAUUUCAGGAGGCUGCCAACCUCUUUCUGGACCUGUUGGGGAAACUGCUGGCUCAACCAGAUGACUCUGAGCAUACACUGCAGAGGGACAGCCUUAUGUGUUUUACUGUCCUUUGUGAAGCCAUGGAUGGAAACAGCCAGGCUAUCUCCAAAGCCUUUUACUCCAGCCUGUUGACCACACAGCAUGCAGUGUUGGAUGGGCUCCUUCGUGGCCUGACAGCUUCGCGGUUCCCCUUCCACCCACCUGCAGGGGCCCCACACAUGAACGAGCCACUGUGGGAACAGAGUGAGGAGCUGCCUGGAGCUAUUUCCUGCGCCCUGGCAGCCAUGUGCACUGCUCCUGUGGGACUACCCAGCUGCUGGGAUGCCAAGGAGCAGGUCUCUUGGCAUUUGGCAAAUCAGCUGACUGAAGACAGCAGCCAGCUCAGGUCAUCCCUCAUCUUGGGCCUGCGACAUCCUGUCCUAUGUCUACACCUUCUUAAGGUUCUCUACUCUUGCUGCCGUGUCAGUGAGCACCUGUGCUGUCUUCUAGGGCAAGAGCCCCUGGCCUUGGAGUCACUGUUGAUACUGGUCCAGGGCAAGGUGAAAGUAGUGGAUUGGGAAGAGUCCACUGAAGUGGCACUCUACCUCCUCUCCCUUCUUGUCUUUCGGCUCCAAGAUCUGCCUUCCAGAAUGGAGAAGUUAGGCGGGGAGGUUGCUACGCUCUUUACCCACUCACACAUCGUCUCUCUUGUGAGUGCAGCAGCCUGUCUGCUGGGACAGCUUGGGCAGCAAGGGGUGACCUAUGACCUCCAGCACAGUGAGUGGAUUGCUGCAGCCACACAUGCCCUGUCUGCCCCUGCAGAGGUCCGGCUGACUCCACCAGGUAGCUGUGGGUUCUAUGAUGGCCUCCUCAUCCUUCUGCUGCAGCUCCUCACCCAGAAAGGGAAGGCUAGCCUGAUCAGGGAUGUGGCUAGCUCAGAAAUGUGGACCAUCUUGUGGCACCGCUUCUCCAUGACCUUGAAGCUACCUGACAAGGUGUCUACACAGGAAGAGAACCUGUCACUGUCUAGUCCACCCAGCUCGGAGCCAGAGUGGACACUGAUCUCACCCCAGGGCAUGGCAGCCCUGCUGAGUGUGGCCAUGGCCACCUUCACCCAAGAGCCCCAGUUAUGCCUGAGCCACCUGUCCCAGCGUGGAAGUAUCCUCAUGUCUACCUUGAAGUACCUGCUUUCCCCCAGCUUCCUGUAUCACCUGAGCCAGGCGCCUCAUGGGCCUGAGUUUCUCCCUGUCAUGGUACUUUCCGUCUGCCAGCUCUUCUGCUUCCCCUUCUCACUGGAUGUGGAUGCCGACCACCUUGUAGGAAUCCUGGCUCACCUCAGGGAUGCAGAAGUUGCAGCCCUCCUGCUGCAGGUCUGCUGCCAUCAUCUUCCACUGUCACAAGUUGAGCUGCCCAUCAGCCUCCUCACACGCCUGGCUCUUAUGGAUAUCACCUCUGUCAACCAGUUUGUGAGCACAGUGGCUGCCUCCUCUAAGGCCAUCAUAUUCCUCUCGGCUGCCCUCCUGAGUGACCAGCCACUGCUCACCUCUGACCUCCUCUCCCUACUGGCCCACACAGCCCGGGUACUGUCUCCCAGCCACUUAUUCUUCAUCCAAGAACUCCUGGCUGGCUCUGAUGAAUCCUAUCAACCCCUGCGCAUCCUCCUAGGGCACCCAGAGAACUCUGUACGGGCCCGUACUUAUGGGCUCCUGGGACACUUGCUCCAACACAGCAUGGCCCUGCGUGGGGCACUGCAGAGCCAGACUGGACUGCUGAAACUUCUGCUGCUGGGUCUUGGAGAUAAGGACCCUGCUGUGCGGCGCAGUGCCAGCUUUGCUGUGGGCAAUGCAGCUUACCAAGCUGGUCCCCUGGGUCCUGCCCUGGCAGCGGCAGUGCCCAAUAUGACCCAGCUACUUGGAGAUGCUCAGGCUGGUAUUCGGCGAAACGCUGCAUCAGCUCUGGGCAACUUGGGGCCUGAGGGGUUGGGGGAGGAGCUACUCCAGUGCCAGGUACCCCAGCGGCUCCUAGAGAUGGCAUGUGGAGACCCUCAGCCAAAUGUGAAGGAAGCUGCCCUGAUUGCCCUCCGGAGCCUCCAACAGGAGCCCUGCAUCCAUCAGGUGCUUGUGUCCCUGGGUGCCAGUGAGAAAUUGGCCUUGCUUGCUCUGGGGAAUCAAUUACUGCCGCAAAACAGUUCCAGGCCUGCCUCUGCCAGACUUUGCAGGAAACUCAUCCGCCUGCUAAAGCCAGCUCAGAGCACAUGAUCCAAGGUUCCUGAGGUCCAGCCUCCAGGCUUCAUUGCCCUGCUGCCAACUCUUCCUUAUGUGCUUCCACAAGCCACCAACUCACCUGAGGGCAAGAGAGACUGAAAAAGAGUGACAAGCUGCCACCUGUCCUAGGAAUGAGAAACUAGAGGGAUUAUAUAUAAAACUCCUUCGUUUUCCAAGAUUCAGGAUCAUUUCAAUCAGUAAAUUCUAUUACUGUCGGUGCCAGAGAAGAUUCCUUUCUUCUCUAUGUACAGGGGUCUUUUUUCUAAUAACGUGCCUUUAACCCCAAGAACAUGCCCCCUGGACCUUAGGAAAACAUUGCCACUUCACAGGUCCUGAUCUCUCCCUUUCUGGAGCUGCUAUAAUCCUCUGGCAAUUUUUGCUUUAGGUGCAUUGGUCUCUGUCUCAGCUGAAGGCCCUGAGGGUUAAUGUCAUCAGCCCCUGUUGUUGAGGGGUUCCCUUAGCCCACACUCCUUUCAGGGAUGGGAAUAUACUUUUUUUUUGUAAUUCUAUAUGUAAACUUUUUUAAUAAAAAAAAAGAAAUUGUUCCUCUCCCUACUUGGAGCUCCCAGGGUAAGGGGUUGGGAGGUUCAGCCCCUCUUUUAGCUUCUAUAGGGGCCUGGAAGCCCUGGGGUCCUAUUCACGCAGGAUCCUGUUUUGGGGCCUCGCUUGUAUCCUGCCUUCCAACUUCCUCCAGCCUCCUUCUUCCAGCCAGAUGUGGUCACCUACUUCCAAGCCACAGCCAGUGGAACUGAAAUAGAAAAGUGUACGGUUGAACAGAAGUAAAUUGGGUUUCUUUGA
Molecule: messenger RNA, 4985 nt
Organism: Chinchilla lanigera (long-tailed chinchilla)
Lineage: Eukaryota; Metazoa; Chordata; Mammalia; Rodentia; Chinchillidae
Gene: Stk36
Product: serine/threonine kinase 36
Exons: 27
Coding region: 237-4181 (1314 amino acids)
Biological process (GO): protein phosphorylation
Cellular component (GO): cytoplasm
Molecular function (GO): ATP binding; protein kinase activity
Source: RefSeq, a predicted model, not a curated record